CUGACUGAUCCCCUCCCUCCAGCCUCCGUUGAAUUAUUUCAACGUCAACCAAAUGGCGGUCACCAGUGCACUGACUCGGUUGACUCGGCAUACGCAGUGCUGGAGGCAGGCAACCCGUGCCUACCUUUGCACGUCGGCAUUUUACCCGGACAUUCUCAAAUAUCCUGUUCCACGACGUCGGACACCUUCGUACGUCUUUCGACUGCCUCGAAAAAUGAAUGGAAUGCCCGGUACAUGCACUCGCCCGAUGUCCUCACAAGCUCCAAAAAUCCCUGCAUCUCGCGCAGAAGUUCAGACAUUACCGACGCCGCAGGAACUAGAAGAUGCUGAAAUGGAGGCUGAUAUAAUACCCGAAGAUCAAGUGCAGCUCAUGCUCACGGAUCGUGCUGCGCAGCAAUUAAGAUUAAUUUCCUCUCGGGAAGGGAAUUCACAGGCGGCUGUUCGCAUUUCCGUCGACUCGGGAGGGUGUCACGGAUUUCAGUAUAAAAUUGAACUUGCAACUCAACGCGACCCUGGAGAUUAUCAUUUAGUCCAUCCCAGCAUUCAACCUUCCAACGUGUACAUCGACCCAAUAUCCCUUUCUAUGAUCAAUGGUUCGACCGUUGACUUUGCUACGGAACUCAUAGGUAGCUCCUUUCGAGUAGUUGAUAACCCUCGUGCAAAGGGCGGGUGUGGGUGCGGGGUAAGCUGGGAGAUGAAAUAGUCGUCGGUGGAGUUCUGUAUCAAAUCCACUUGGUCGUGGAGCGCACCGUGCUACUACCCUAGUUCAAAUUCGUAAGUAAUCGAUUUGAAUCACUGUUUGUAAUUUGAGUUUGUAAUGUUUGUCGCAUACAGCUACCCAUGUCAUAUAGUCGUUGGUACGUUUCUUAAUCCCACACUACCAGCGUAGUAGUGUCGCAGACCAACGGUGUGCGAAACCGCUGGGGUGUUUGGCACACGGUAGAGCCUAACUCCAGUCUUGUUCUCAAUUAUUAAUUGUC
Pisolithus orientalis is the source of this 980-nucleotide messenger RNA. RefSeq lists its product as uncharacterized. Gene Ontology annotation, biological process: iron-sulfur cluster assembly. Gene Ontology annotation, molecular function: iron ion binding; 4 iron, 4 sulfur cluster binding; 2 iron, 2 sulfur cluster binding. The transcript has 3 exons. The record is from RefSeq and is a predicted model, not a curated record. Lineage: Eukaryota; Fungi; Basidiomycota; Agaricomycetes; Boletales; Pisolithaceae. Gene Ontology annotation, cellular component: mitochondrion. The annotation marks the transcript as partial.